AUGGAAGCUGGAAAGAGUCGUGGUGUGAUUGAAGCUGGUAGAUAUGCCGUGGUCAAAUUACCGUCUGAAGGGUUGAAAAUUGUGGAAUUACGCAGUCAUUCUACCGUUAACCUCGGGAAGUUUGGAUCAUUCAAAGUAGAUGGGGUAUUGGGGUAUUCAUAUGGACAAGCAUUUGAAAUCAUUGAUGAUAGAAAUGUAAGGCCUAUCAAGAGUCUUAUGGAAUCAGAGCCAACUGAAAUAGAUACGGAAGAAGAGGAAAUUACUAAGGAUAAAUUGACUGAGUUAUUCACUGCCAGUUCUGAAAGUAAUCAAAAUAUCAUUGAUAUAGGAUCCAAGAUUCAAAAGCUUUCCAAUGAAGAAAUAGAUAAUCUCAAAAAAUCUGGAGCUUCAAGUGAAAUUGGUCAAAAGAUUAUAGAGCAAAUGAUUGCUGGACAUGAAGGGUUUGAUAAGAAGACAGUUUUCUCUCAACAAAAGUAUCUUAGAAGGAAACAACAAAAGUUUUUAAGAAGAUUCUCGGUGGAAUACUUGAGCUCUACUUUGAUGUUACAAUACUACAUAGAAAAGGAUCUUCCUAGAGUUCUUGAUAUCUCACCUGAAACAUUAGGGUUAUUGAUGACUUAUGGGAAUGUUCGUCCUGGAGGAAAUUAUCUUCUUCUGGAUGAAACUGGUGGUGUUAUAUUGUAUGCCAUGCUUGAACGAAUGAUAGGUCAAGGAACAGUGCUUGUUCUUCAUGAGAAUGAACAUGCCAAUUUGAAUGUCAUGAAAUAUUCAAAUUUAUCGGAAGAAGAAACAAAACUAACUGUAAAGACCGCCAGUUGGCUUCUGUUCAUAGAACCAGAUACUCAACGUAUCGAAUGGCAACCUUUCACUCAAGAAGAAAUCGACCAAUUACCCCCAGCUAAAAAAACAAAAUAUUAUCGUCGUCAUAACCGUGCUCUUGAAAUUAACGAUACUUUGGAUUUAAUUCAAAACGGUAACUUUGAUGGUUUCAUAUCUGUGAGUACAUUGAGCAUGCCCUCAGUUCUUCCAUAUGUUUUAGAUCGUGUUGGAGGAUCUAGAGCUGUGGCUAUCUACAACCAAUUCAAAGAAAAUUUAUUAGAAACUCAGCAUUUCCUCCAGGUCGACAAAAGAAUUUUGGCUCCAUCAAUUAUAGAAUCGCGCGUUCGUCCUUAUCAAACUAUUCCAGGUAGAAUGCAUCCAGUAAUGACUAUGAGAGGUUAUGGUGGUUACGUGUUGUGGGGAACUCGUGUAUUUCCUGCUGAAAACAUUCAAGCCAUUGGACGUGGUAUGUCCAACAAGAAGAAGAAUAUGGAUCGUGUAUCAUCAUGA
This is a messenger RNA of Lizanozyma spartinae, 1329 nucleotides long. RefSeq names its product tRNA 1-methyladenosine methyltransferase subunit (gene TRM6). NCBI's taxonomy places the organism in Eukaryota, Fungi, Ascomycota, Pichiomycetes, Serinales, Debaryomycetaceae. Gene Ontology annotation, biological process: tRNA methylation. The record is from RefSeq and is a predicted model, not a curated record. The transcript has a single exon. Gene Ontology annotation, cellular component: nucleus; tRNA (m1A) methyltransferase complex. Bases 1 to 1329 code for a protein of 442 amino acids.